AUGGCUCUAGGACAAAAAGCGGAGUUUGGAGAGGAUCGCCUCUCAAAGAUCGCCAAAGCCGAUCCCAUCAGAUGGUGGAACAAACCAAACCUUCGCUUCUUGUAUCUGAUCCUGGUCCCAUGUGGCCUCGGUGUUGAAUGGACAUCUGGGUUCGACUCCUCCAUGAUGAACAGUCUCAAUGCUGUUGAUUCUUGGGUGGAGUAUUUUAACCAUCCCAGUUCAUCACGCCUCGGCCUCCUCAAUGCAAUGUAUUCCCUCGGUGCUCUCAUGGCUAUUCCGUUCGUUCCUACGGUGUCCGAGUAUCUCGGUCGCCGCUGGACCAUUUUGACUGGCUCAUUCAUCAUGAUGAUAGGUGCUGGAUUACAAACCGGCUCGGUCAACGAUCACAUGUUUCUUGCAUCUCGGUGGGUUCUCGGUUUCGGAAUUCCAUUCGCCAUCGUGAAUGCGUCUUCCAUGUUGGGAGAGCUGGGAUACGAGAAAGAGCGUUCUACAUUGACGAGUUUGUUCAAUGCCAGCUGGUUCGUGGGGGCCAUCCUCGCGGCCGGCGUUACCUUUGGCACUUUCCAGAUGUCCAGCACUUGGGCUUGGCGAAUCCCAAGCUUUCUGCAACUUGUCCCCAGUCUCUGUCAAGUCAUUUUCAUGCCGUUCUGUCCUGAGUCACCUCGUUGGCUGAUCAGCCGUGACCGACAUGAGGAGGCACUGGAAAUACUGAAGAAAUACCACAGCGAGGGCGAGAAUGGAGAAGAGUACGUCCGUGUAGAGUAUGCUCAAAUCCAGUCUACUCUCGCUGAAGAAAAGGAACGCGCGACCAACUUUGUUUGGAAGAACGUUUUUCGAGACGCGCCGAUGCGCCGCCGGUUUAUGCUGGCCGGUAUCGUCGGCUUCUUCACUCAGUGGUCUGGCAAUGGGCUGAUCAGCUUCUAUAUGAAGAAGAUUCUCAACCUUGUGGGGAUAACAAACAAUCAGACCGUCCAAAAGGUUAUUCUGAGCGAGAAGUGCUGGGGGCUGAUCAACGCUGUACCUAUUGCUCUCAUUGCGCCCCGAUUCCGUCGUCGCAUGAUGUUUCUCAUCUGUUCCACUGGUACGCUGGUGGUAUAUGUGGUCUGGACAAUCGCCUCGGCGAGAUUUCAGAUUGAACAAACCCGAUCUGCAGCCAUUCCUGUGCUGGUCUUCAUCUUCCUCUAUUCACCGCAACGUUUUACGGGAAAUGAAGCUAAUAUUCGCUGCAGAUUUUACAACAUUGGUUGGAACGCGCUGACCUACACUUACAUGGUGGAAAUCUUCCCGUACCAACAGCGUGCCCAAGGUAUCGCAGUGGAACAGCUAAUGGUCCGCUUCGCCGUCUUCUUCAACACAUAUGUCAACCCCAUCGCAUUGGAUUCCAUAGGCUGGAAAUACUAUAUCGUCUACUGUGUCUGGGUUCUGUUUGAGAUCUUCACCAUCUGGUUGCUUUUCCCCGAGACCCACGGGCGAUCGUUGGAAGAACUUAGUUUCAUGUUUGAAGAUCAAGCCGUGAGAGACCGUGUGGAUAGAAACGUGGAAAAGGUUGUGGACACUGUCCAAUUGACGGAAUUUAAAGGUCAAGAGCAGCGGGGUGAUAAAGAGGCAGCUUAA
Messenger RNA from Clonostachys rhizophaga, 1614 nucleotides. The record is from the annotation of a GenBank genome assembly. Lineage: Eukaryota; Fungi; Ascomycota; Sordariomycetes; Hypocreales; Bionectriaceae.